ACGAGAUUCCAAAGCACUAGCUCGUGUUCUCGAGGCGCUCUAAAUUUUUUUUCUUUCAGGUACUUCCCUUUCUUAGCACAUGCGAGAAUUCUCAUGAUGCCUUUUCAUUUACUGAUUUCUUCUGCUUUCCUUGCCGCGACCCGCUUUCCGUCACGUGUCGCAGCAGUUACGAGAUUAUUGCCGGUUCGAGCCGUGAGAAUGACGGACAGAAUCGUCGCCCGCAUCAAAAGAUUGCUUCCUGGCCGCGGCACGGUGCCCAAAGUCCCAGGCCCAGAAGCCGGCUUUGACUUGCGCGAAGAAUACGCCAGCGCCUUUCGCACGGAAUCGUACGACGAGUUCUGGGCACGCGUCCUCGCGCUCUCCGACGACGAUCCACCCCCGCGCGACCCGGCCGGGUCGACCACCGCGGUUCGGCUCCCCUCCUACCGGCUCUUCGCCGAGCACCUCCUGGAGCCGGACCAGCCCGCCGUCAUACGGAUCCUCGACCUGGCCCGUAUCCGACCCGCGCAGAAAUCCCUCUUGGCGGAGUACUUCGCCGAAACCGGCAGAGCCUCCCUCCUCUGCGGCGCCUUGCUGAAGGACGUCGACCGAACGCGGGUCCAAUGUCGCUCCCUCAAAUCGGCCCUUCAAGCUCUCGGCAUCUCCCAAUCCGGAUCCUUAAACCAAUCCCCCAGCAUCUCAAUCCGCUUAACCGAAUUUUCGAAUUUCGAAAGCCCGUUAACCCUGUCUUCCUCUUCUACUACCCAAAUUCAAUCCACCCAAGUUGGUUGCGCGAUGUUGUUGAGCCGGCUCGAGUCGAGCCGUAACAAAGCGAAAGCCAAGCUCAAGACCAUCAAUAAACUCCGGCACGGCUCGGCUACAUUCCUUAUAGUCGUAACCGCUUCACUGACUAUAAUCGUCAUGGCUCAUGGUCUUGCGAUGCUGGUGGCCGCACCGGCUAUAGUGGCUGCUUCGUUCGAAAUGGCUUCGGCCAAGAGCUUUAAAAAAGUCUUGGCUCAAUUGGACUCGGCUGCCAAAGGGACCUAUAUACUGAAGAGGGACAUGGACACAAUUAGCCGGCUCGUGACUCGGAUUAACGACGAACUCGAGCACACGUGUGCGAUGGUUCGGUUUUGGCUCGACCGUGGAGACGACAAGAUCCAAGUCGGCGGAAGAGCGACCCUCGGCGAAAACGAGUGCAACUUCGUCGAGCAGCUUGAUGAACUAGAAGAGCACUUGUACUUGUGCUUCAUGACCAUCAACAGGGCACGAAAUCUUGUUGUGAAAGAGCUUUUGGGUCCAAGUUAAAUUAAACUAGUCCGAUCCUCUAUAUUAAUGGAAUAGUCAAUUUGGAAUCAUUGGCCAGAUUCAUCUUGGUAUCA
Messenger RNA from Syzygium oleosum, 1361 nucleotides. RefSeq names its product UPF0496 protein At3g49070. The coding region runs from base 94 to 1287 and encodes 397 amino acids. NCBI's taxonomy places the organism in Eukaryota, Viridiplantae, Streptophyta, Magnoliopsida, Myrtales, Myrtaceae. The record is from RefSeq and is a predicted model, not a curated record. The transcript is spliced from 2 exons.